Rubroshorea leprosula is the source of this 1136-nucleotide messenger RNA. The record is from the annotation of a GenBank genome assembly. NCBI's taxonomy places the organism in Eukaryota, Viridiplantae, Streptophyta, Magnoliopsida, Malvales, Dipterocarpaceae.
GAGAAAUUAAAUCUAUUCCAAAAAACAUGGCUGGAAAACCAUUCAACUUGAAACCUUUCCUAUUCUUGUUUAAGAUCUUCCCAUUAAAAACAUGGAACAAGUUGUACUACCAGGAAAAACCCUGCAUCUCCAAUGCAUCAAAACCAGAAUUCAACAUGUCCCCAGCAGAACAAGAUCUGAAUCCAAACAGAAGUUUGGUGUUUCAUAUGGAGGGAGUGCUGUUGAGAUCAUUUUCUGUCUUUCCUUACUUCAUGCUAGUAGCCUUUGAAGCUGGAGGACCCUUGAGAGCUUUCGUACUUCUCCUUCUUUACCCUCUUUUGUGUUUGGUCGGGAGGAAAAUUGGGAUGAAGAUCAUGGUUUUUGUUACCUUUGUGGGAUUGAAAGAGGAGACUUUCAGAAUCGGAAGCACUGUUUUGCCAAAGUUUUUCCUAGAAGAUAUAGGAAAUGAAGGGUUUGAUAUGGUGAUGAAGUACUGUGGAAGAAAGAUAGGAGUGAGUGAAAUGCCUAGAGUAAUGGUGGAGAGGUUUCUGAGAGAUUACUUGAGAGUUGAAGGUGUUGUGGGGAAGGAAUUGAAGGUGAUUUCAGGGCAUUUUACAGGUUUAAUGGAGGAAAAGAAUACAGACUUAGACGGCGUUUUCAGCUCGUUAGAUAUUGGCCUUUGUUGCUUCAAGAAUCGGAAACUCUUUUCUCAGUGUGAGGUGGUUUACUUGGUAAAUGAAGGUGAAAAAGGGAAUUGGGAGGCUCUUCCAAGGGAGAAAUAUCCAAGGGAAUUGAUUUUCCACGAUGGGAGAUUGGCAUUUAGGCCAACCCCUAUUGCCACCUUAUUCAUGCACCAGCAGCGGGCUAAACCUGUUGGACACGAAGGGAAAACAACGGGGUGCACUCUUUGUUUGUAACCAUAGAACCUUGCUUGAUCCCAUCUAUGUUUCAUUUGCCCUGACGAGGUCUGUGACUGCAGUUACAUAUAGUAUAAGCUGGAUCACUGAGCUGGUUUCACCAAUCAAGACUGUCCAGUUAACCCGAAAUCGGGAAAAGGACUCAGAGCUGGUAGAACAGGAACUGAGGCAGGGUGACCUUGUAAUAUGUCCUGAAGGAACUACCUGUAGAGAGCCUUAUUUGCUAAGGUUCAGUCCUUU